CUUCACAACCGGGAACACAAACAUAUACAGUGGAGCGGCUAAUGAGAAUAAAACGUAUUCAAGGUGUUCAACACUACCUAACCAAAUGGAUGGGUUAUCCUACACCUACAUGGGAACCACAUACAAAUUUUCGAGCAGACCUUUUGAAGGACUUUCAUAUCCGCAGGACACAGUCUGGACGCAGACGAAAAAGAGGUCGCAAAUAUUUUUCAUAAAUCAAACUAUGACUUCCUGUGUGUCCGUGACAUGUCUGAGACUCGUGACAAUGUGAGUGAGUUUUCUACAACAUAAUUACUUAUGUUAUAAAUGUACGAGUUGGGAUUGUUGAUGGCCACAACAUAUCUCAAUUUUGGAUCACCCACUGAUGUAUUCCAUUGGUUUCAUCCUGUCAUAGGUUCUACCAUGGGGAGACUGCUUGUUUGGCUAUUGAUGAUAUGCACAUCUCCUGUCCUCACGGUGAAACUGGUUCAACGACUGAAUUAUGGAUUUCUUUCCAAACCUGCUCCUCCAUCUCGCAACUGAAUACUGGAUACAUAUGUAUGAGGUAAAACUACCCCAGAUGCCACAGAUAUCACAGAUAACAAGAUGUUACAAGCAUAACGCUACAUGUUUACUUAUUGCACAGAUUCAAACACACCUCAAUGCAAUAAAACGACGAACCAUUUCUCAGUUAAAUGGUACUCUUGAUCAAAUUAAGGAACUUAUACCAGAAGCAACCUAUCCAAGCUCAACUCGUUCAACACGGGCCCUGCUUAGUUUUGUUGGAAGCUUUGCAAAGACAUUUUUUGGCACAGCUACAACAGACGAUGUUAACAUUCUUGCAAAACACAUCAACGCACUUACCAAAACAGAACUGAAUACUGCAAAUGCCUUUGCACGUCACGCUAAACAUCCAUCAUCCUUUAUGUCUUUGGAAGAUACUCAUUUUAGUAAUGUCAUGAAAGGAAUAGAAGCCAAUCAUGAUGCUAUUCAAAUUGCCACAGCAAAUAGCGCUCAAAAUAUACUAUCUCUAAGAUUAUCUUUUAUCUCUAUAACAGCUCUUCUCAUGGACCACAUACAACAGGCAUCAAUAGUCAUACAACAACUGUAACAACAAAAAUUAGGUGUUUUAGAAUUAGCAAAUGGUAAAUUGUCUCCUCUCCUAAUUCCCUCAAAAAUCAUUCGCCAAACUAUUCACCAUGUCUCUAAAAUCCUAGCCAGAGAGUACAACUCAUUUACCAUAAUACAACAAGAUCCAACAUUCUAUUAUACACAAGGAAAGUUCAUAUAUACACGUAGUCAAAAUAGCCUUUACAUUUCUGUCAAAUACGUUAUAUCUUCACUUCCAAAACCUCUCAGUCUGUAUAAGAUAGUCUCCCUUUCGGUUCCAGUAAAUGACACUUCACUGCACGCCACACAACUACUGGGAUGACCUGCAUUGUUUGCCAUAUCUGAUAAUAAUCAACGUUACACUACGUUAGAUGCAGCACAGUUUGCUCAGUGUACAGGCAACCAUGUUCUUCACUGCCCGUAUAGAUUAGCUCUAAAACCGACCACGGUAUCUUCAUGUGAACUUGCAUUAUUUAAAAAUAAUCGGAUGGAAAUAAAAAAGCUCUGUAAUUUUAGAUACAUUACCCAGCCUGAACCUUCGCAAUUGAUAAAAAUAGAUGAAUCAUCUGUCUUAGUUUAUCGUAUACCCCUGCUUUCAUUAAAAUGUCCAUGCACCCAAAGUAUUAUAGAAGGUUGUACAUUCUGCAUUAUAGCUAUACCAUCCUAUUGUGCUCUCUCCACAGAAGAAUUGGUUUACCCAGCACCGUUUGGUUCAUGCGUGAAUCAAUCUACACAUGUUACACUACUUCAUCCUGUCAAUCUGGCACUUCUUCAGCAUUUCUUCAAUGCCUCUGCUCUUUCCAGUAUUGCAGGUGACACAACAUUUACAAAAGCUAUUUCAAUAGACAUACCUGAUUUUCAUAUUUAUUCACACAAUUUCUCUAGUAUGCUAGCACAAGAUAAACAAGAUCACCUUAGCCUGAAACGAAUGGUACAGAGUGCUAAACAAGAUAGAACAAUAUUUAAGACACUAGCGGAACCACUUCUUGAUGGUCAAAUUAAUUUAACGCCCACUUGGCCAGACACAAACGAUAUUACUACCAUAGUAAGUUCAGCAUUCUCCAUUAUAUCUAUAUUACUGGUGAUAUGGAUGUUUUUCAAAGUUAGAACUAUGUGUGCUGCCCUACUCUUAAUAACUACAACAGUGCCUUGUAAAGCUAUGGAACUGCCAUCGUUUCACUACCAAGCAGCCACAACACCACAAACAGACUCAUUUGUACUAACAGAUCUCACAGACUAUCACAUCUCUGUCAUGCUUGGAAUCAUCUCUAUCUUAAUGAUCACACUCAUCAUUAUCUUAAUUAUCAAACAACGCCAGUCACACCAACAUUGCAUAAUGGUAGAAAUUACUUCGGGUCCACUAUGUAUCACUAUUCCUAUAAUGCCCUUGACCCUGUGUCCAUCCUACUGGUUAAUCAAACCUCCUAACUAUAUAAACAAUCUACAAAUCUUGGGAUAUUUAUUUCCUACACUAGGUGUUAACUGGCCUGGAUUUCUUAUAACGAACAAGCUCACCCACAAAUCAUUUGCACUCCCAUCACAAAUACGCAUUUUCUUCUUCACAGCUAGGAAGCUACGUAAUCUCUUCCAGCAGCCAGUUACAGCCUAUAUUUUACUUCUCCAUCAUGGGUUGUUUUAAAGUUAUUGACCCAGAGUCCUCGGUCAAUACAUAUUAAACGGCUAGCUCCUUACUACCUAGAACAGUGUUGACAUGUGACAUAGGGCAAUACUCAUGUAUAUAUUUCGUUAGUAUUAAAAUGUAUAUAAAUAUAGUAUGUAUGUAUGUAUGUAUGUAUGUAUGUAUGUAUGUAUGUAAUUAUGCAUCUUUAUGUUUAGAUGUAUACUAGUAUGUUCUUUCAUUAUUAAUAACUUAUUUUGGCUUUUGAGGACAAAAGCUAUAUGCCGCACGGGGGUACUAUCACAGUGCCAUUUACCACCCCAAGGCAGACCUGCACAAAACACGUAACGCUGACAAUACAGUGCAGCAAUAAACAGAGUAAGACUUAUCAAUUAACAACCGGCGGCUAAUCAGCAAUGAAUACAGUAAACAAAUUAACAGGGAUAAACUUAAAGACGGCAGCUAGGUACGCCAAUCAACUAUACAUUAAUUAAACAAAAUGAAGGGUUUAUACUGAUAGGCGACACACACACAAAACAUUAUCUAGACAGUAUGUCGCCAUUAGCAAUAUAACCUUUAAUCAAGAAAUAAGACGUGUACGUAACCAUAUGAAUCGAGCUAUAUUUAAGCAAGACGCAAAUGUGCUUCAGACACACACAUCUGAUUCCGCAAUAAAGACGACUCGAUUCAUUCUCUCUUCAUUUUAUAACUAGUUAAGUCAUUUUAACUAUAUAUUUCGUACAAUGUUUAUUUUUAUGCAGUUAUUAUCUAUGUCGAUCUCACAUUCAUGUUUAUAUAUUUCUAUGCUGUAACACAUACCUUAGAACAUAACAUGUGUUAAUGGUUACACGCAUUAUGCGUUAGUUACACGCACGUAUGAAUGGUAACAUGCCUUAUAUACACAGAUGUUAUUUAUUAUCUAUUCAUACUACUUAUUAUUACAAUGAAUAAGCAUUUAUUAUUACAUUUCAUGGCAAAUGUAAUAUUUCUAUUUGUUAGUCAAAACGUAUGUAUUGCAAUGUAGACACACACACACAUCUGAUUCCGCAAUACAGAUGAUAUACGCUCGAUUCAUUCUCUCUUCAUUUUAUAACUAGGCUGACUCCAGUUGCUCCCUACUACAUCCCCCAGAGUAGGUGUUUUUUUGUUGUUGUUUUUGUUAUAUUUUUUUUUUUGCCCCCAGAUCAGUUGACAGUGUCAAGGUUGGGAAGCCUUGAAUCACUGCCUUACAAAAAUACUUGUAUAUAUUCAUACCUUCUAGUUACAUACAUUUGAAUUUGUUAAAAACAAUACAUAAAUAUGAAUACAAUAAUGGUUUUGAUCUGAGGGGGACAGGGGAUAGAGAAUGGACAGAUGAAAUGAAUGGGGUAAAAAAGAGGAAAGAUAAACAGAAACUAAAAAAGAGAGAAAGAAGCAUGUAUUAUUUACUCGUAUUGUAGAUUAAGAUUGGUUUUCUGGUUCUACUGAAUUUUUAGUAUAUCCAAGCAAGCCCAGAUGUUCCUUUAGGUUAACAAAAUGUGCAGUUAUGAGAUUGAAGAAAGUAGUAUCAAUUAAUUCUCCGAUUUUCAAGCAAAAAGAUUCAACCAUUUCUCCCAAUGUUCAUUAAAUUUGUCAUACUGGCAAUUUUUAAAAUAGAUACAUCUUUCUAUUUGGAAUUUAGUGUUCAGGAUAUUUUCAAUGGCCUUUUUGUGCAAACUUUGUUUAAGUAUUUUCAUGUUGUCAAUGUAAUAUUUUAUACUGACAGUUAUCCAGUUUACUACGUAUCUUAGGUCACCAUCUGUCAUUCCAAACAUAACUACAUUUUUGCUUAGUGGGAUGCAAAGACCAGUUUUUUUCAAAAAUCCAUUUUUUAACUGCUUCCCAAAGGUUUCUUACUUCAAUGCAGUCGUAAAAAAGGUGUUGCAAUGUCUCCGGUUCAUUAUUACAAAAAAAGCAUUUGUUUGAAUCGACAUAAUGUAUCAUAUGAAGAAAAGUAUUAGUAGCCAGAAUUCUGUGUAACAGUCUGUAUUGAAACCACCUUAAAGUUGUAUCUUUUAAACAAUAGAAAGGUAGAGCAUAGUAUUUUUCCCACGUACAACAGUCGUAUGUCAAUCCUUUGUUUGCAUAUUUUAUCUGUGACUUUGAAGUUAUGUGUUUUUUAUUCAACAUAUUGUACAGAUCUUUACAUCCUGCAUUUGUGUUCAGUAUAAUUUUCAUUUUGAAAGGUCAAAUUGGAAUUUUAACAGAUGUGAAUGUUUUGUCAUUAAUAUUGUUUAAUGAACGUAGUUAUUACAAACAAAGGUAACCCGAAAAACAAGACGGUUACACUAUGAUAGAAUGUUUGCUCCUCUGAUGACAUUAAUAGUUAGGCGAUCUCUGAGGGAGAUGGAAUAAAACCAUUUGGAAUGGUUCGUGAGGCAUUGCACUACUUUGUAAUACUUCUUUUUGAAAUAUUGUAAAAAGUCCUUAUUAAAUAGUGGUUGCAUAAUAGCUUUAAUCUUCUGUGCUGGCUUAUCAUUGAACAAGGAUAUCAAACCUCAAAUCUAGCCUCACCAUAUUCAGUUACUAUUGCAAAAUACAAAUACAACCACAGUUUUAAUAUCAACCCGUGUCUUGUCACUAUCAACGUUUAUCGUCAGCAGUCUUCAUACUAUUUACAAAUCUUUUUAUAUAUAAAUAUACAGUUGAACCAAUCUCAAACUAAUUUGGGCUGCAUUCAUUUACAAAUUUGUAGUAACAGAUGUCGCCCCCACAUUAAAAAUAAAAGCACGCCCC
Gigantopelta aegis is the source of this 5461-nucleotide messenger RNA. RefSeq lists its product as uncharacterized. The transcript has a single exon. Lineage: Eukaryota; Metazoa; Mollusca; Gastropoda; Neomphalida; Peltospiridae. The coding region runs from base 1577 to 2728 and encodes 383 amino acids. The record is from RefSeq and is a predicted model, not a curated record.